AUGUAUAAAGAUUUAAUGCCAUUAUAUCCCUAUCCAAGAACCCAAAAGGAAGGUUCAUAUUUUCAGAUAACAUGUACUAUACAGGAGGGAACACCUCCUUAUUUCUUUGAGUGGGCUAUUAAUGGCCAGAAAGUUAAAUCUAGUGCUGAUGUUAACUAUAAGAUUGAAAAUUUCAAKAAAUWCACGACAUUUUCAAUCGAUGAACUCRCCAGAAGUGAUGCCACAAACUAUACGUGUUUUGUGAGGAAUUCACACGCAUUUGACAGCCAGACAACUGUCCUUUCAAUUAAUGAGAUGGGAUCACAUCCACUAUUGUUUGAGUGGUCCAGAAAUGGACAGACACUUAAACCGGGACCGGAUGUCAACUAUAAGAUCGAUAACUUUGAAAUGCACUCUACUUUUACUAUUAAAUAUGUAUCCAUGAGUGAUGUCGGGAAUUAUAGUUGUGUUGUUAACAAUGCUUUCGGAUCCGAUUCUCGCAGUAUUUUACUUACUAUUAAAGCCCUAAAAUUAACACCACUUCUAUCUCCUACACAAAGCUUGGGUUCAUAUUUUCAGAUAACAUGUACUAUACAGGAGGGCACACCUCCUUAUUUCUUUGAGUGGGCUAUUAAUGGCAAAACAGUCAAAUCGGGACCCGAUGUUAAUUAUAAGAUUGAAAAUUAUGAAAUGUUUUCUACAUUUGUGAUUAAAAGCAUUGUCAUAACCGAUGCGGCAAACUAUACGUGUUUUGCCAAAAAUGACAUCCAAUCUGACAUCAAAUCUGCUAUUCUUACCAUUACAGCACCAAAAUUGAUACCAUUAUUGAAUCAAAGAAAUCAAAAGUUGGGAUCAGCUUUUGUAAUAACCUGUUCUCUAGAAGAGGGCUCACACCCACUAUUUUUUGAGUGGUCUAAAAAUGGACAGACAUUGAAAACCAUUUCUGAUAAUAAUUAUGUGAUCAGUAAUUUCAAAAGUCAUUCAACAUUUACCAUUGAAAGUAUCAAUCGUUAUGAUUCCGGUAACUAUACGUGUGUUGUACACAAUGUUAUGGGAAGAGAUAGUCAAUCAGUAUUACUAACUAUUAAAGAGAUGGGAUCACAUCCCCUAUUGUUUGAAUGGUCCAGAAAUGGACAGACACUGAAACCGGGACCGGAUGUCAACUAUAAGAUCGAUAAUUUCAAAAUGCACUCAACAUUUACUAUUGAGUCGAUAUCCAUGAGUGAUGUCGGGAACUAUAGUUGUGUUGUUAGCAAUGCUUUCGGAUCCGAUUCCCGCAGUAUUUUGUUAUCAGUUAAAGCGCUAAAACUAACACCACUUCUAUCUCGUACACAAAGCUUGGGUUCAUAUUUUCAGAUAACAUGUAAUAUAGAAGAGGGAACACCUCCUUAUUUCUUUGAGUGGGCUAUUAAUGGCCAAACAGUCAAACCGGGACCCGAUGUUAACUAUAAGAUUGAAAAUUAUAAAAUGUUUUCAAUGUUUGUUAUUGAAAGCAUUAUAUUAACCGAUGCGGCAAACUAUACGUGUUUUGCUAGAAAUGACAUCCAAUCUGACAUUAAGUCUGCUAUACUUACUAUUACAGCACCAAAAUUGAUGCAAUUAUUGAAUCAAAGAACCCAAAACUUGGGAUCUGUUUUCAAUAUAAUGUGUAGUGUAGAGGAGGGCUCACACCCACUGUUUUUUGAGUGGUCUAAAAAUGGACAGACAUUGAAAGCUACUUCCGAUACUAAUUAUAAUAUAAAUAAUUUGAAAACAUUCUCGACUUUUACCAUUGAAAGCAUAAUACGAGACGAUUUCGGUAACUAUACGUGUGUUGUACACAAUGGUAUGGGAAGGGAUAGUCAAUCGGUUGAACUAACUAUUAAAGCACCCAAAUUAAGUAUUAGGGGAUUGACUCACAAGAAUCAGACAAUUGAAUCCAUUUUUCAAAUGCAUUGCGCUAUAGAAGAGGGAACUCUUCCCGUAUUCUUUGAGUGGCAAAGAAAUGGUCAAACACUCAAAACCAAUGAUAAAACUGAAUAUAAAAUUGAAAAUUCAGAGAUGUCUUCAUUGUUUAAAAUUAAAUCUAUAUCCAUGAGUGAUGUCGGGAACUAUAGUUGUAUUGUAAACAAUGCUUUUGGAUCCGAUUCCCGCAGUAUUUUACUAUCGAUUAAAGGUUUGAUUUAUGAGGGCAAACCUCCCUUUUUCUUUGAGUGGGCUAUUAAUGGCCAAACAGUCAAACCGGGACCCGAUGUUAACUAUAAGAUUGAAAAUUAUGAAAUGUAUUCAACGUUUAUAAUUAAAGCUAUUGUCGUAACCGAUGCGGCAAACUAUACGUGUUUUGCCAAAAAUAAUUUACAAUCUGAUAUCAACGAAAAAUCAGUUCCCAAACUCGAUUCAUUACAUCCUCGACAGUUAACUCAAGGAUCAUAUUUUAGUGUUUAUUGUUCAAUACAAUUGGGAUCACUUCCCAUAUUCUUUGAGUGGACUAAAAAUGGACACAAAUUGAUGUCCACUUCUGAUAGCAAUUAUAAGAUCGAUAGCUCUCAGAGAUCAUCGACUCUUAUCAUUGAAAGUGUUGCCGAAAGCGAUGCCGCAAACUAUACGUGUGGUGUCAACAAUGCUUAUGGAUCUGAUAGUCAAUCGGUUUUAUUAACAAUUAAAGUGAUUYUGAUAUUGUUGAAUUUUCAAUGCUAUUUAUAUGGCAGCGAUAUUUCAGUACCAAAACUUCUACCAUUGAACUCAAGAGUUUUAUCUAAAGAAUCAUAUUUUCAUCAAUUUUGUGCAUUAAAUGAUGGAUCACUUCCUGUAUUUUUUGARUGGACAAGAAAUGGACAGACAAUUAAGUCCAGUCCUGAUGUCAGCUAUAAAAUAGAUAAUUAUGACAGACAUUCAACACUGAUAAUUGCCAGCCUUGCCAUCACUGACAUCGGGAACUAUAGCUGUUCGGCAACUAAUACUAUGGGAACUGACAGUCAAACAUUUCAGCUAUUAGUUAAAGGUUGA
Oppia nitens is the source of this 2964-nucleotide messenger RNA. RefSeq names its product titin-like. Gene Ontology annotation, biological process: homophilic cell-cell adhesion; dendrite self-avoidance; axon guidance. The record is from RefSeq and is a predicted model, not a curated record. Gene Ontology annotation, molecular function: cell-cell adhesion mediator activity. Bases 1 to 2964 code for a protein of 987 amino acids. Gene Ontology annotation, cellular component: plasma membrane; axon. Lineage: Eukaryota; Metazoa; Arthropoda; Arachnida; Sarcoptiformes; Oppiidae. The transcript has 14 exons.